AUGAACUGUGGCGACGCAAACGCUUCCGACGUUCAUGAAGAUGCAGAUUCCGCCUUUCGCCGGCAAAGGUCCAAGCUGCGACCGGCACCUCUGGCAACAGAUUUUCCCAAGGCAGAAUUUGACAUAUCUACGCCCCGAAACACGGGCGCCAAGUCUGAGGCAUCAAAGCACUUCAUUGGCACGCCCACGGCCACUGGCAUACUCAACGCUUUCCUGGACUGCGAUCUCGAUGCAGGAGACGAUUUUGGACCUCCUCUAGAACCAGACUACGAUGCCAUCAAUGAGUGCUUGCAAGGUGCUCCGGCUAUAUCUUUGCCGGCGCCGUGA
This is a messenger RNA of Symbiodinium sp. CCMP2456, 327 nucleotides long. The record is from the annotation of a GenBank genome assembly. Lineage: Eukaryota; Dinophyceae; Suessiales; Symbiodiniaceae.